Molecule: messenger RNA, 1077 nt
Organism: Girardinichthys multiradiatus
Lineage: Eukaryota; Metazoa; Chordata; Actinopteri; Cyprinodontiformes; Goodeidae
Gene: mbip
Product: MAP3K12 binding inhibitory protein 1
Exons: 9
Coding region: 96-1049 (317 amino acids)
Source: RefSeq, a predicted model, not a curated record
CCAAUCAGCGCAUAGUAGUUUGAGGUCCUUCGACAGUAAUAGCGGAAGCAACAAAGCUAAGUGGAAAUCACGCCCCUCCCAAAGAGCCCACUGAAAUGUUCCGCUACAGGGACUGCGUGGAUGUGAUGCUGAGGCACCUUUCAGACUUUGGAAAACAGCUCAGAUUAGGGGAUGCUGCUUUAAGAAUAGAGGUCAACCACAGCGCUGUGAAUCUGACAUCAUCUUCAGAGGCUCAUGUUCACGGCUGUUUGCAAGAGCAUAUUGCUAAAUUACAGGCUGUUUCAGAAAGCCUGAGGACACUAAUGGAGUCUGAGGGUGUUACAUCUACGGAGGAAAGCAUGACAGAUAAAUCUGUCACGUCACCCUCACCCCAGGAGCAGACAGCUGCCUUGCCAGAGCUCCAUCGGCCUGGCUCAGAGGCUGUAGAAAACAAGACUCCGACUGAUGACGUCAUGGUCCAGAUCCGAGCCGGAAAGUCAGAGAUUGAGCGAAGAAUAUCUGCAUUUAUGGAACGCAAGCAGAUGGAGAUCAAUGAAAACAAUGUGCGCGAGUUUUGCAACGUGAUCGACUGCAAUCAGGAAAAUAGCUGCGCGAGGACAGAUGCAGUCUUUACACCUUACCCAGGAUUUAAAAGCCAUGUAAAAGUCACACGAGUAGUAAACACCUAUGGGCCCCAGACUCGUAGCACCGGGAGCCAAGGAGAGGCCUGGGAGCCUCAGAAGGGGCCAGCAGCCAGAGACUGUGGCAAUGCAGCCACAGAGGAGCGGCUUCAAAACAUCGAGGCUCAUCUCAAACUGCCAUCAGUGGGGCCAGUUCCUUUGAAUGUUUUCCAGAGGCUCAAGAAGCUGGAGGAUCGCAUCCUAGAGUUAGAAGGACUUUCACCUGAGUACUUUCAGUCCAAUAGUCAUCUCCACAAGCGGGCUAAGACGACCACUGCUCAGGUUUGCACUUUGUCAGACCUGGAUGAGAAGAUUAGUGCUGUGAAAGCAGCGCUCCUCAAGAGGGUUUCAGAAUUUGGGCCAGUAUACGGGACCGAUUGUCCGCUCUGAUUCACAAUAAAACCAGUCAAGCAUUCAA